CGCUUGGAAGAGGCUGCUGGGAUUGCCCGAUCCCUGGAACGAGAGCGGGAAUGGAGCUUUACUGAGCUCCGGGAUGCCGGGGCGGUGGAGCGAUCACGGAGGAGAGGAGAGGAGCCCACGGCACCUCCAGAUGAGCCCGUAGGACCGACCCCCCUGCGCUGCCUCUCGCCCCUCUCGGUUUCCCUCUCCGGGGCUGUUCUGUCCGCAGCUUCUGACACUGAUCACGACCUGCCUGCAGGGGCUCCUCCACCUUUGGCAGCAGUGAUUUCUAACGUGGUCUUUAGGCAUACCUGCGAAAAGUGGAUAAGCAGUGCGCUCUCUGGGAUUGCUCUCACGUGGGAGCCUGCAUACUGCAUCAUAGGCUUCCCCCAAAAAAAUCCCGUCAGGUGAUGCACCUGCCUUUCUGGGAACAGUCUACAUUCCUUAUGUGAAAUUCUGCUAAGAAAAAAAUAGGCCUUGUGUAUAUAUACUAUAUAAAUAAAUGGUAUUUUAAAAUAAUUUUCAGCAACUCCAAUACAACUAUUUAUAUAUUUAAAAAAAAGCCUAAGAUGGAGUACCUGAGAACUUUUAGUUUUGGGGUUUUUUGGCACCUAAAUCUGAAAAAGUAAAGUUUAUAUAGUCCUAUUGUAUGUAGAUAUGAAUGUGUAUACUUACUGGAACUUUUGCUCUGUAUGUCAGUGAAAUCUGAUAAAAAGCUCAAAAAUAUUAGGCUUCUUGGAAUAUAUAUAAAAAAAAGAUGGCUGGAUCAAGACCCUACUACUAUGGUCAUUCUUUCUUUUUCAUCUGCUUCUUUCUUGGAGGAAAGAUUGCAUCUUUCCUCAGCCCUUAACAGUGUGUCAGAAAGCCCACAUGAAGAAAACACUGUGGGAGGAACUUCACACCAGAGAAUUCAGUGGUAAGACAUAGAACAUUAGGAAAUCUGGAUUUAUUAGUUCAGUUUAUGAAAGUACUCAACCUUUUUAUGGCAUGUGCUUUUCGCCAUUCAUGACAGUCAGUAUUGAUUCUGGCUUGUGAUUAAUUAAUAUUCAUCAAAUGUAGAGCUCUUUAGGGAUGUGGUGAAGUCUUUGGUACUUAAUCCACUACAUUUUCUUUUCCAUUUACAUUUCCCUCACCUUACUAGUUACACUUGUGGUUUUUUUGUUUCUUUUUGACCAGUCAUUCCUGUCUCCAUUUCCUUGGUUCUGUCCCAUUCAUCAUUCCCAGUUUCUUCAGUUCUCUCUCCCCAUGCUGUUUCUCUUUUGUGUGCUUUACUGACCUUUAAGUUGCUAUUCUUGCCACGUUUCUCUGUUCUGAUUCCUAGUCCCAGUUCUUCUCAUCUUUCUUUCCCGCGCAUUCCUCAUUCAGAAUCAUUCUUUCCUCAAGAAAUUUCUUUUCUUGAGUUUCCUCUGAGGAUGCUUGCUCCAGCCAUUUUGACACUGCAGUUUCAGAAGACUUCCAAGUAUUCUUGUCGUCCUCUGUUUAAAUUGACUGCUUUCUUCCUUCAUGCUGCCUGGGCCUAAUACAGGGCAACCUUCUCUUCCUUUUUCUUUUUUUUUUUCUAACUAGGCUGCACGUGGCAUGGGCUUUAACAACUUGAAAGCAGGUGAAUCAUUCUGGCAAAAUAUAUGUAACUGAAAAGUGUGUCUUACAGGCAGUCUCAGAAACAAGAAGUUCUAGGAACCAAGCCUAGGACAAACGAACAAACUGGAGCAUUUUAGCAUUGAGGAAUUUAUUUAAUGCUUUUAAAAGGACUUGUCAUGUGUGUCUGCAAAAAUGGGGAAAGGCAAGGGAGCAAAGGAACAAGAAUAAAACUGGGCUAAAACAUACUUAUACUCCCAUGCAGAUACUGCUGUUGUGCUGCUUAAUGGUCCUGUUGUACUUAUAGUAUGGGUCAGAUAGUGUGAACUUGGCAUAGAAUGAUGAUGUUAAAACUUGCUAUUGAUUUUUACUCUAUUUGAUGUUAAAGUGUAAAACCAACUCAGGUUGCUUUUGUUUGGAAAAGCUAAAAAAUGCUAAUGUGUGUUGCUUUGUGUUGUCUUUUAUAAAAAACAGAGUCAAAAGCAUCCUUCAUGUUGGCAUUAUGCAUGUAUUGGAAAAGGUUGUGUAUAUGGUACAAAUCCCCUUUAUUUCACUUUUAAAAAAUCUGUUCUCUCUCUCCAAAAGCUUUCCUCAGUUUACAGUGCUAAAGGAUGGUGCCUCUACUUAUUUUCUUAAGUCACUUGCGUAUUGUUUAUAAGAAAUCCAGUGCGAAAUUGCUGCAAAGCAGGGAUGAUUAUACAGAGAGUAGUGCUGAAUUCACGGCCUGGGAAGAAUGGAGUGCCAGUGGCUGAAAACUUCCGACUAGAACAAAGUACAAUAGCGGAUACGGUCCAAGCAGGACAAGUGCGUGUUAAAACCCUCUAUCUCUCUGUGGACCCUUACAUGCGCUGCCGAAUGAAUGAGGACACUGGCUCCGAUUACCUCCAGCCCUGGCAGCUCUCUGAAGUUGCUGAUGGUGGCGGUGUUGGGGUUGUGGAGGAGAGCAAACAUGAUAACCUCGCUGAAGGAGACUUUGUAACUUCCUUCACCUGGCCCUGGCAGACAGUGGCGAUUCUCGAUGGAAGCUUGCUACAAAAGCUUGUUCCACAGCUUGUAAAUGGACGCCUUUCCUACUUUCUCGGUGCAGCUGGGAUCACGGGACUGACGGCCCUGUUGGGUAUCAGGGAGAAGGGACACGUGGCUGUGGGUGCAAAUCAGACAAUGGUGGUGAGCGGAGCAGCCGGUGCUUGCGGCUCUUUGGCUGGCCAGAUUGGCCGUCUGGAGGGCUGCUCUAGAGUGGUGGGAAUCGCUGGCACAGAUGAAAAGUGCUCCAUUUUGGUCCAAGAAAUGGGGUUUGAUGCUGCUAUCAAUUACAAGAAGGGAAAUGUGGCAGAACAGCUACGUGAACUCUGCCCAGGCGGUGUGGAUGUUUACUUUGACAAUGUUGGUGGAGACAUCAGUGAUACGGUUAUAAGUCAGAUGAAUCAGAACAGCCAUAUCAUCCUGUGUGGACAGAUUUCUCAAUAUAACAAAGAUGUGCCUUAUCCUCCUCCACUGCCUCCUGACAUAGAAAAAAUACAGAAAGAAAGGAACAUCACAAGGGAAAGAUUCUUAGUGUUGAACUAUAUGGACAAACAUGAAGCUAGUAUAUUACAACUCUGCCAGUGGAUCCAAGAGGGUAAACUGAAGGUCAGAGAGACCAUGGUAGAAGGCUUAGCAAACAUUGGUGCUGCUUUCCAGUCCAUGAUGAGUGGAGGCAAUAUCGGAAAACAGAUCGUCUCAGUUUCUAAGUAAAAGUCACUGGUUUGAGAAAAAUAAUUGCACUCUGUCUCUAAUGGUAACAGACAGAGAAUCUCAAAACAGGCUGCCUAAUGACAGAGGUAAUGUUGCAGACACUUGAUUUUCUGUUCUCUCAGUAACUUCUCUUGGCUCUGAAUUUUUAGUCUAACAAUGCUCUUUUACCAUCUCAGUGGGGAAACUUGAAAAAUGAGCAGUCAGCUGAACUGUCCACAGAAUGGGUUAUGCAUUGUCACUACCCAGGUCAAACUAAGUGGAAUCCAUGGACUGGGAAAGAAACACUGCAAGAAAAUAAUUUUGUGUGCUGUGGAAAGUAAGGGUAUCAGAAUUGCCUAAUAUUGUUGUGAGCAAUAUGAAAACUAGUCCUUUCAUUUCCUAGUGCCUAAGCUGGCCCUGAAAGAAGGAAGCAUGCAGUGAUGGAUGCCAUAAACUUUGAGGAGAAGAGACCUGCAGUAUAGCAUUAGAUUGUCUAAAAUAAUAAUAAAUACCUGUAUAUUUCAGAAGAAAUUUCAACUAUGAACUGUGGUGAAUUUCUAUUGUAUGAAUGUAAGAAAACAAUCAUAACAAUAAGCAUUGUUAUGCAUUUUUCAACUACUAAACUAGGGGACUGGUUCACUUUCAGCUGGAUUGUGAAUCCAGUUUGUGUCCCUAAAAGUGAGAUCAUCACCCAGUAUGCAGUAAGCCAAUCUCACAUACAGAGCCAAGAUCUUUGUUUUUUCAUGUCUGUGGAGAGAUGAGUGCUGGGUGGCAAAUCCAGCAAGCCAGCACACCCUCACUCUGACAGGUGCUCGUUUUUAUACACUUGGAACAAUAACAAAAUUGUCAUGUCCUGUAUAGGCAACCACCUAAAGCUGUAGUCACUGACUUUGCUUUUCCUUGUCUCCAUUUAAAGAUACAGUGCACUGUUAUUUUACCUUGCAUGCUCUAUCAGGAAAAGGCUUAUGUGAAUAAGGGGUGAUCUUAGCCUGUGAGCAGGUAUUUUACUAUAUUAAUGAGCACGAAGUUCUGAUAAAGUUGUUCCUUGGCUUUGUAGUUUGAUUUAUACUGUUCUUACUUUUCCAGUCACGAUUCUUGGUUUCUGUAAGUUUGGUUAUUCCCUCGUUUUUCAUAAGUUUUUUUUCCUGUCCUGUAGUACAAUGAAUUUUUAACCUUCUCAUGGUACUUUUUCAAGAACACUGGAAUAGAAGCCAAAAUUUUUAUACAGUAACUUCAGUAUGUUGUCAUAGUUGGCAAAUGAAAGACAGAAAGCAAGAGGUGAGCAAAAUUCUAUGAAUUCCUACAUAUUGACUGUUUAUAGAUGAAUAACUCAGUUGUGAAAGUUAAGCAGUGCAGGCUUGUAUGACUUGGUAAUUGAUGUGUAUAUUAGAAUCAGAGGCAGCAAGAAAUGCAGUGAUCCUGAGCACUGUGUCUAGACUUGGAUUCCUGUCAACUGGAUUUAAUGAGGAGAGUGCUGCUGGGAAUACAGCCUUUCCAAACAGCGUCCCCAGUGAGUGUGCUGAUGUGCCCAUUGUCCCCUUUCCUUUCUUUAUUUGCUCCUACAUGCAUAUGCCUGAUAGGAACAUUGAGGUUGAAACAGCAUCACCAUCACUCUAUGCACCCUGUGUUCUGCAUUCAGUUUCUGCCAGGCAGAUUAGCCUUAAUGCACUCUAACACAUUUAAUCUUUCUGAAUAAGUCUCCUCAUCCUUAUAGUUCAUUCUUAGAGCAAAUAUGUAAAUGCAAAACAAAAUAGCCCACUCCAAAUAUAUGACCAGUCAUUAACACUCCGCAUGACCAACCAUAACACACACACACACACACACACACACUGCAGAAAAUCUGGCUUUAACCUGAGGCUCCAUUGCUGCUGCUUCUGAAAAUUGUUAUUGAUGCAAAAAUAUUUUUACAAAUGAGAAUACUGGGUGCUUUUUGGGGCAUGGUGUCACCAUGGUGUUUUCCUAUUUUCUUCUACCCUUGAAGGCUAACCCACAUAAAACUUGCAAUGUCCUAUAACAUGCAUUUCCCUAUAUAUGGCAUCCUCCAAUCUAUCAAUUUGAUUUCCAUUUCAACAGUCUGUUUUGAGAGAAAUGUCUUUUAUUCUUAAAACUGAGGACUGUUCUCUUUUAUUCCAGCCUGCUUGGAAGGAAGUAUACAUAGGAUAGUAUUCAGAGCAAGCUAAUUAAAUACCUGUAUAUUUCAAAAGAGACUUCGGCUAUGAACUGUGGGAAUACUCUGAGUUGAGUUGCUUCAGGGACCUGUGUGUGAACAACUAUACCACUAGAUGUAACCCUAAAAUCUGAUGUUGGAAAAAGAAAAUGAAAACCAGACGCUCAAUGCCUUCUUUGCAAUCUAACACAGGAAGAAUGAAAUGUAAAGAUAGAUGUUGGUAAACAAUAUUCUUAUCCUUUCUACUGCUUAUUUAUAUAGCAAAAAAGUUAAUUUUACAAACAUCUUUACCUUACAAUUAUCAUCCUUACCAUUUCUUGAGUUGCUAGAUGGCCUUGUAGAGGCAUGACAGACCACAGAACCUGUGCACCACAUGCUUCAGUCAUUUAACUAAAUGAACUCAGAUGCUGAAUCUUAAAAAUAUUACUCAGCUAUUGCUGUUAAAGUUAAGCAAAAGUAACACUUUACAUAGGAGGUAAAAUUUCUCUCCUACUUGUUUGAAUUCCAAUAUUAAAUCAACCACUUAAUGUCCAGAGAGUGUCCCAAUACCAGUAAGGUCUCAAAAUCUAAUUUUUCUAAAUAAAUGUCCCACAUUCAUAAUAAUUUAAAAAUGUAAACACUCUUUUAGACAAACAUACAUAUUCAAAACAAUUUUUCUAUAUAGAAACAAAUCAAAAUUCCAAACAAACCACUACAGAAGUAAAAUGGCCAGCAAAAUGGAAUGGCAAGACCUAUACAAUACCGUGUUUAAAAUCCCAAAGAAAUUAUAGGGUCUCUUAGGGCCUGGGCUGAGUGUGGCAUCCACGCAGAUGAAUGAAUAGUUCCCAAAGGAGGUAGUGUGGAUGUAAUGGAAAGAGCCAUCUUUACGCCAGGCAGAGUAUUUCCUAACAAAAUAAAGUGGAAAUAUUGCUGUUAGGAAAGCCUGUAGCAAUGACAACAGCGACCUGCAUAGUAUAAACGCAAGAUGCCUUGCAAGCAUUAGAUCUAGCUCCUUCUUGUUACUGCAGUAGUCUCUUAAAAGUCAAUGGCAUUGAAAAAUCUGUACUUCAAAGAAGAUGCAUUACAUGGGUUAUGUGUUAAGACAAGCAGCAAGUUAGCACACAAACAUUUAAAAAAACGUUAGCACAAAUAUGCUUUCCCUGAGCAACACAGUACUUUUUUAUGGAUAAAGGAUAGGCCAGCAGUGUACAACAAACAGGUGAGAUGACAGAACAGCAGGAUCUUACACAAUUCUUAAUUAAAGGAGAACUACAAAUUAAAAAUAAAAAUUGUCCUGUGUUUAUCAUGGUAUCCAAAAGAAUUUUUCCUUGCUCACCUAGAGCAUAUCAGGGACAUCAAGUCUUGUCUCCAUUAUUUUGUUAGAUUUCUCUUAAGUUACUCUCAUGUAGAAUAAUCAGCUCUUGGCUAAUGGAAUAUGAUAUUGAAGCAAAGAAAUGUUGAACUUUUUCAGUUAUUUUCCAAAAGAUGGAAAACAGAGACACUACAUUAAAUCUUAUAAAUAGUAAAGAAGGCAGCAUUUCUCUUUGCUGCUUCUUUUUUAUUUCUUGAUGUAGCAAAUCUUACCAGUUCUCUUGGUAAUGUCAUUAUCAGGUCAGUGGAAUGUCAUCAGAGUUCUUUGUUCAAAGAGUAAGAGGAGAGCAGAAAAAGGGUUGCUAUUCUUUUGCACGUUACUGAAUAUUAAUUGAACUCUUGAAUCUUAAUCUUCAAAUAUUCUAAGAAAGAACUGUGAAUAGGGGAGGACUUAAAAGACAUGUCAACUAAUUCCACCUUUUUUUUUUUCUCCUGUGCUUUUAUCCUAAUAUUGGUUACAAUAAAUACAUAUAAUAAUGUA
Pipra filicauda (Wire-tailed manakin) is the source of this 7268-nucleotide messenger RNA. It is a transcript of the gene PTGR2, whose product is annotated as prostaglandin reductase 2. The record is from RefSeq and is a predicted model, not a curated record. Gene Ontology annotation, biological process: prostaglandin metabolic process. Bases 2248 to 3291 code for a protein of 347 amino acids. The transcript is spliced from 12 exons. Gene Ontology annotation, molecular function: 15-oxoprostaglandin 13-reductase [NAD(P)+] activity. NCBI's taxonomy places the organism in Eukaryota, Metazoa, Chordata, Aves, Passeriformes, Pipridae.